AUGCCGGGGAAUACCCACCUUGCCCUCGAGCUCGAACGCAUCAAACAGUUUCUCAUCACCCACGUCCCGGCCGGCAUCCCCAUCAAGAAGGUGACCAACCUGGACCGAGAGGAGCCCAUCUACGUGUGCCACGUCGACCCUCUCCCGGACGCGGCCAAGGAGACCCUCUGGCAGGUUUUCCUCACCGCCACCACUCGCGCCGGGAGGCGAAACACGGUCCAUCCCUAUCCCCACUACCGUGCCGACCAGGGAUGGGGCUACUUCUUCAUCCUUUCCAACGAACACCGGAAUGAUCAUGCCUAUGUCAGAGAUCACCACUGGGCCGUCGCCGAGAUCGUUCGAGCUUAG
Messenger RNA from Capronia epimyces CBS 606.96, 348 nucleotides. RefSeq lists its product as uncharacterized. The record is from RefSeq and is a predicted model, not a curated record. The transcript has a single exon. NCBI's taxonomy places the organism in Eukaryota, Fungi, Ascomycota, Eurotiomycetes, Chaetothyriales, Herpotrichiellaceae. The coding region runs from base 1 to 348 and encodes 115 amino acids.